AUGUUCAGGUUCUUCUGCAAUCAAUGGACUCCUCCCUCUCUAACCACACAAGUAUCCGUUGUGUUGAUGGAUUUUGCCAAACUCGAUGACAUUCUUGAACGCAUCACAUCGCAGCACAGGCUGCCAGUACAGGAGGUAUUGGACAGAUGGUUAGAGAUGCGACGAGUCUGUGUUCCCGAUGGAUGGAGGCUUCUAGAUGGUAUACCUUGCAUCAUUGGAGGCUUGACAGCACUUCUUGCCUGUCGCGGCUGUAUCCUCCAAUACUACCCAGAAAAUAUCCUCAUGCCCAGUGAGAGAUGUGCCACAGUGGCAAGGAGCAAGGGCAUACAUGACCUCUCUCUUCGUGAACACUUGGUCCUCGCAGAUACCCUCAAGAAGGACACACUCACUGUCAAAUCUGUCACCACGCUGGAUGCCCACAAAGAUCUUAUGGUGUUGUGUGUUCCCGUCAUGAUCGGAGAAACACCUGUAGGAGAUCCUCUGAUCAUUCAUGGGAGGCACAAGUUUGCCAAUGGAUGGAUCAAUAGGCUUGGCUUGGCUAGUCCGGAUGACACCUCACCAUCAAACUCUCAUCCUGCAUCAUCUCAUCAGCGGAGACCCCAUGUUUUCAUAGAGGUAACACUCCCCCCACCCUCCUGGAGGUUGAAUGGAACAAGGGAACACUCACCAGUCCUGGGUACCAAUGACUCCAGUGAAUGCUCACCAGUCCUGAGUACCAACAACUCUAGUGAUCUUGUCCCACAGAUCACCUGCCUUAGCCCACAUGCUAUGGCCACCGAAGAUGAUGGAACGGUUGAGGAUAUCAUUAUCGAGGACAAAGAAGCCACCGUUGAGGAUGAAGUGGAAGUUGAUGAACUUUUGGGGUUGCAAGAAAGUAAUGUAGUUGUGUAG
Molecule: messenger RNA, 891 nt
Organism: Suillus paluster
Lineage: Eukaryota; Fungi; Basidiomycota; Agaricomycetes; Boletales; Suillaceae
Exons: 2
Coding region: 1-891 (296 amino acids)
Source: RefSeq, a predicted model, not a curated record